AACAUUUUUAUUUGUUACAUGCUAACAAUUGGCAGAAAAGUGUUUUAAUAAUUGGCUUACAGCUGAAGUGAAGUAAGAACACAAUGGUUUGCUACAAUUUGAUGGCCCAACAAUCACCUCCAAUUUUGGUUCAAUCACAAUAUCCAUCAAAACCCAGGGGGUUGUCUGUGAAAGUGGUGUCUUCCUGCUGCACUGAAUGUCCAAUAUUUGGUAAGGUUGAGGUUCAACAUGUCAUUUCAGGUCUUGCGGCAUCGAUCCUAUUUCUCUCUCAAAGUAACAUGGGUUUUGCAGCAGACCUCCCUCAUUACAACAGUGUGUUCCAACUUGCAAAUGUCGCGGACAGCAUGCCAACACUUCCUUUGGAGAAGGGAAAUGAUGGUGGAAAGCUGAUGAUGAUGCGAGGCAUGACAGCUAAAGACUUUGAUCCAAUCAGGUAUUCUGGAAGAUGGUUCGAAGUAGCUUCCCUUAAACGUGGAUUUGCUGGACAAGGUCAAGAAGAUUGUCAUUGCACACAGGGCAUUUACACUGUUGAUAUGAAUGCACCUGCUAUCCAAGUAGACACAUUUUGCGUUCAUGGAGGACCUGAUGGCUACAUCACAGGCAUAAGGGGAAGGGUUCAAUGCCUUAAUGAGGAGGAUAAGGAGAAAGACGAGACUGAUCUAGAAAGGCAAGAAAUGAUUAGAGAGAAGUGUUACCUUAGGUUUCCUACACUGCCGUUCAUCCCUAAGGAGCCUUAUGAUGUAAUUGCAACUGAUUAUGAUAACUUCGCACUGGUUUCUGGAGCUAAAGAUAAAAGCUUCGUUCAGAUAUACUCGAGGAGGCCUAAUCCAGGACCAGAAUUUAUCGACAGGUACAAAAACUACUUAGCAAGUUUCGGAUAUGAUCCAAGCAAAAUCAAAGACACUCCACAAGACUGUGAGGUAAAGACUACCAGUCAGCUAUCAGCAAUGAUGUCCAUGUCUGGAAUGCAACAAGCUCUAAACAACCAAUUUCCUGAUUUAGAGUUGAGACGCCCUGUUCAAUUCAACCCAUUCACAAGCGUUUUCGAAACUCUCAAGAAACUUGCUGAGCUAUAUUUCAAGUAGUGAAUCCACUUGAUAUAUUACUUGUAUAGUGCAUAGUUCUUAUGACUAGUGGGUGUAACACAUUGAACUAAAGUUCAAUUAUGAAUGACAUACACUCCAGAAAAAUUUAUGUGU
Messenger RNA from Solanum pennellii, 1199 nucleotides. RefSeq names its product chloroplastic lipocalin. NCBI's taxonomy places the organism in Eukaryota, Viridiplantae, Streptophyta, Magnoliopsida, Solanales, Solanaceae. Gene Ontology annotation, molecular function: small molecule binding. Bases 84 to 1085 code for a protein of 333 amino acids. The transcript has 5 exons. The record is from RefSeq and is a predicted model, not a curated record.